AACUGGCUCUUGAAGCUCUGAUAUUCAUUUACUUCACAUCCAGAGUUCCAAACCCUAACAGAACCUGGAAAAUUCUUCACCGCAAAAUCGAACGCGAGGAUGUUGAGGCAGGCGUCGAAGAGGCUGCUCGGGCUAGCGUCAUGCGAGUUUCCAUCACGGCCCGUUCAGAUUCUGCCACGUCUUUACCACGAGAAUGUCAUCGACCACUACAACAAUCCUCGUAAUGUCGGGUCCUUCGAUAAGAACGAUCCGAACGUUGGCACGGGCUUGGUCGGGGCUCCGGCUUGUGGCGAUGUCAUGAAGCUGCAAAUAAAAAUCGACGAUGACUCUGGAAAAAUCGUUGAUGCUUGCUUUAAAACCUUCGGCUGUGGAUCUGCGAUUGCGUCUUCUUCUGUUGCUACUGAAUGGGUGAAAGGGAAGAGCACGGAGGAGGUGCUAACCAUUAAAAACACGGAGAUCGCGAAACAUCUUGCACUUCCCCCGGUUAAGUUGCACUGCAGCAUGCUUGCAGAGGAUGCUAUCAAGGCAGCUGUCAAAGAUGUAGAAGCUAAACGUGCCAAGUUGAAUGGCAGUUCAAAUGCUGCACCUAUUGAGAAGGCUGCCGAUGCCUGAUGUCUCUGUAUAUGCCGAGGAAAAAAGUCUGGAGGCUUGCUACACAUAGCUUAUCUAUAGUUAACCCUAUCAUUCUGUUAAAGUUGGGUAAACGGAUACAAAAUGGACCAGGGGAACUUUCAGGUACCACAUAGAGGACACGAAUAAUGUAACCUGUCUAGAAGGGAUGUUUGGCCAAUGGUAAAACUAUAUAUGUGAUUGUGAAUAAAGCAUUGCUUCAACCCAGAUGCAAUCAUUUCCACUGUUGACUGUUAUAGUAGACUGUUUGCAUCUCCAUCAAGGUUGAGGUCUUGCUAUUUACCCUCUUUUUUUUCCCUUUCAAAGCUCUCCCUAUCAAGUUUGAGGCUAUGCAAUUUACCACAUUUUCUUUUCCUUUCUGAACUGGUGAUGAUUUUGGGAUAAAAAACGUUUUGCCUUUGUAAGCAUUUAUAGAAUGGCCUUUUGUA
Messenger RNA from Theobroma umbraticum, 1058 nucleotides. RefSeq names its product iron-sulfur cluster assembly protein 1-like. The record is from RefSeq and is a predicted model, not a curated record. Lineage: Eukaryota; Viridiplantae; Streptophyta; Magnoliopsida; Malvales; Malvaceae. Gene Ontology annotation, molecular function: iron ion binding; iron-sulfur cluster binding. Gene Ontology annotation, biological process: iron-sulfur cluster assembly.